Messenger RNA from Lepus europaeus (European hare), 1227 nucleotides. RefSeq names its product solute carrier family 35 member E1-like. The record is from RefSeq and is a predicted model, not a curated record. Gene Ontology annotation, cellular component: Golgi apparatus. Gene Ontology annotation, molecular function: antiporter activity. The transcript has a single exon. NCBI's taxonomy places the organism in Eukaryota, Metazoa, Chordata, Mammalia, Lagomorpha, Leporidae.
AUGGCGGCGGAAAUGGGAGCUAGUGUGGAUAUGCGCAUGGGUUUGGGGAUCCAAGGUGCAGAGGGCGGCAGCAGAGCUCUGUGUGAGGGUGCAUGGGUGGCAGUGUUGUGUCUGCUAUGGUUUGCGCUGAGCACGGGUGGCAGCAUGAUCAACAAGCUGAUCCUGAGCACCUUCCCGUUCCCGGUGACUUUGUCGCUGUGUCACUUCCUGGUGCUGUGUGCUGGACUCCCACCUCUGCUCCGAGCUUGGCGUGUGCCCGCAGCACCACCUGUCUCAAGCCUGGGGUCCAGCCCACCUGCCUCACCCAGCCAGCAGUUGCCUCCGCAUUUCUACCCACGCUAUGUGCUGCCGCUUGCCUUCGGCAAGUACUUCGCAUCCGUGUCGGCGCAUGUGAGUAUCUGGAAGGUGCCCUUGUCCUAUGCGCACACCGUCAGGGCCACCAUGCCCAUCUGGGUGGUCCUCUUGUCCCGGGUCAUCAUGAAAGAGAAGCAAAGUACCAAGGUGUACUUGUCACUCAUCCCCAUCAUCAGCGGCGGCCUACUGGCCACUGUGACCGAGUUGUCUUUAGAUGUGUGGGGACUCCUCAGCACCCUCGCUGCCACACUCUGCUUUUCGCUUCAGAACAUAUUCUCCAAAAAGAUAUUGAAGGAUUCUCAGAUCCAUCCGCUCCGUCUGCUGAACAUCCUGGGCUGCCAUGCCAUUUUCUUUAUGAUCCCCACGUGGGUCUUGGUGGACCUCUCUGCUUUUCUAGUCAGCAGCGACUUGACAGACGUCUCGCAGUGGCCCUGGAUGCUCCUGCUCCUGGCUGUAAGUGGCUUCUGCAACUUUGCCCAGAGCAUCAUCGCCUUCAGCAUCCUCAACCUUAUCAGCCCCCUUAGCUACUCGGUCGCCAAUGCCGCCAAGAGAAUCAUGGUGAUCAUCGUAUCCCUGAUAACGCUGCGCAACCCAGUCACCAGCACCAACCUCCUGGGCAUGAUGAUGGCCAUCCUGGGGGUCCUCCUGUACAGCAAGAUCAAGUCCGAGGCAAACCAGCAGGCCCAGAAGCACCUCCUCCCCAUCACCGUGGCUGACCUGACUGGCACCCAGCGAGAGCAGAGGGUCCUUUCUCGGCAACCUGGGGGCUACCAAUAUGGCCACAACGUCUUAACAGAGCACUUUCAUUAGAGCCAGCAGAGCUUCUCAAACUCAGAGUUUCAACCCUUAGGAUGUGUAGAAGCUAGGGGAUGA